Cuscuta europaea is the source of this 935-nucleotide messenger RNA. NCBI's taxonomy places the organism in Eukaryota, Viridiplantae, Streptophyta, Magnoliopsida, Solanales, Convolvulaceae. The record is from the annotation of a GenBank genome assembly.
GGGUUAGAUCAUCUACUGAGGUCAAAGGAUCUGGAAGUGCUUCUACAUCUGCCAGUGCUACACCUCAGACAUCAUCAAGAAAAGGGAGACUACAAACUUGUGGGAUAUGCCAUAAGGAGGGCCAUAAGAGAGCUACAUGUCCUAAUAAAGAUAAAGAUGUAAGUAGUACAUGACUUUGAAGAUGUAAACUGCAAUAUUGAUUUAUUGUGUUUUCAUGACUUUUUUUAUCUGUUUCUUAGGCAAGUGUUCAAGGAGCAGAAGGGAAUGUACCUAUACCUGUGAAGAGACCUGCUAGUGUUGCUUUUUCAGCAAUUCCUACCACUACAGAAUCAGCUCCACCAACAAAUCCACACACUAAUGCUAAAAGGAGUACUGGUAAGUCUAAAGUGACAUGUAGAAGAAUAGGAAGGAAGAUAAGUAAAUAAUUUGUAACAGGCUUUGGGUGCCAUGUGGAUGUGAACACUGGGGAGAAGACUUUAAAUCCUGGGAUGAGCAGUGAGGAAAUAGUUUCAGAUUUCCAGCCUGAAAUGCCACAUGACCCUGAUGUUACAGUCAGAUUUGCAAUCCCAAAUGAAAAAGAUAUCAGAGGAGCUGCCCGGGCUGAGAAGCAGUUGGAUGUGCCAACAUAUAGAACAAUACCUUUCAAGGGUGAUGGUACAGAGGUGCAUAAUCCAACAAACCUACCUUUUCAACCACCUGGUUUGCAAUGGAAUGGGAAUGCAGCAAUCAGCUCUAAGCAGUUGUUACAGAAGAUGCAGAUCAGGAGGUCGGGUUCCAUUCCAAAGUGAUGAAUGAAGACUCAUAUGUUUCAUUAGAACACUUUUGGAUGCAAAUAUGGAUGAAUGAAGACUCAUAUGUUUCAUUAGAACACUUUUGGGCACUUUGUAUUUAUUAGCUUAUUAGCUUUUUGGCAAUGUAGUCGUUUGAAGACUCAC